Molecule: messenger RNA, 2503 nt
Organism: Benincasa hispida (wax gourd)
Lineage: Eukaryota; Viridiplantae; Streptophyta; Magnoliopsida; Cucurbitales; Cucurbitaceae
Product: Pentatricopeptide repeat (PPR) superfamily protein
Biological process (GO): RNA modification
Cellular component (GO): intracellular membrane-bounded organelle
Molecular function (GO): protein binding; RNA binding
Source: RefSeq, a predicted model, not a curated record
AAUACAAAUAAAGAGGCAGCUCAGAGUUUUAGUCGACAGACUUUUUAAUUUGGAGCCAAAAAGAAGAAAAAAGGCUGCGAUUUGGCUGAUUGGCCGUCGCCAUUUUGAUUUCAACGAUCAACUACCUUCAUUCUCAUGCUUACCCGCCAUCUGAAUUUCAAAUCCUUUCAUGUCAAAUCCAAUCAACGAUUCCCAAGCUUCAAAUUUUUCCGCUCUUUUCAACAUGACUACAACCUGUUUGAUCAAAGUCCUCCUCCAAAUGCAGCCUCUACCAACCGCGUUUUGCUCAAUUACUUGCACAGAGACGGAGCAUUUCAAUCCCUUCGUUUUUUCAAGAAGCAAAUUCGGUGGAGUCUUGAUGGGAGUACCGAUGAGUUCACUUUGGCCCUUGCUCUGAAGGCCUGUUGUGGGCUUCCUAAACUAGGUAGACAAAUUCAUGGAUUUGUUAUUUCUUCUGGGUUUGUUUCCCACAUUACAGUCUCUAACUCUUUAAUGAAUAUGUACUGUAAAUCUGGACAGCUUGAGAAGGCUUUUAGUGUCUUCGAGAAUUUACAUGACCCAGAUAUUGUUUCGUGGAAUACUAUUCUUUCCGGGUUCCAGAAGAGUGAGAACGCUUUGAGUUUUGCUGUUAGAAUGAAUUUAAAUGGUGUUAAGUUUGAUCCUGUGACUUAUACUACCGCACUUGCCUUCUGCUUAGAUGGAGAGGAUUUUCUUUUUGGUUGGCAACUGCAUACUCUUGCUCUGAAAUGUGGAUUGAAAGGUGAUGUGUUUGUUGGAAAUGCUUUGAUCACGAUGUACUCGAGAUGGGAACAUCUUGUGGAUGCUAGACAAGUGUUCGAUGAAAUGCAGAGCCGGGAUCGGGUGUCCUGGAGUGCGAUGGUUACUGGUUAUGCACAAGAGGGAGAUCAUGGGUUAGAAGCAAUUUUGCUGUUCAUUCAAAUGGUGAGAGAAGGAGUGAAGUUUGACAAUGUAGCAAUUACUGGAGCACUUUCUGUCUGUGGUCAUGAAAGAAACUUGGAGCUUGGAAAACAGAUCCAUUGUUUGACUGUGAAAACAGGAUAUGAAACUCAUACUUCUGUCGGUAAUGUUCUGAUCUCAACGUACUCCAAGUGUGAGAUCAUUGAAGAUGCAAAGGCAGUCUUCGAGUUAAUCAAUGACCGAAAUGUGAUCUCGUGGACGACUAUGAUCUCGUUGUAUGAAGAAGGUGCAGUUUCUUUGUUCAAUAAGAUGAGAUUAGAUGGAGUGUAUCCAAAUGACGUUACGUUUAUUGGAUUACUUCAUGCCAUUACAAUAAGGAAUAUGGUGGAACAGGGACUAAUGGUCCAUGGAUUAUGUAUCAAAGCUGACUUUGUAUCAGAGUUAGGUAUCGGCAAUAGUCUAAUAACCAUGUAUGCUAAAUUCGAGUCGAUGCAAGAUGCCUCAAGAGUGUUUAUGGAACUUCCAUAUAGAGAGAUAAUAUCAUGGAAUGCUUUAAUUUCUGGGUAUGCUCAAAAUACGUUAUGUCAAGAAGCUUUAGAGACAUUUCUUUGUGCAAUAAUGGAAUCUAAACCAAACGAAUACACCUUUGGAAGUGUUCUGAAUGCAAUCAGUGCUGGUGAAGGUAUAUCUAUAAAGCAUGGCCAACGAUGUCAUUCUCAUUUGAUCAAAGUUGGAUUAAACUUCGACCCUAUAAUUUCAGGUGCCCUCCUAGACAUGUAUGCAAAGCGUGGGAGCAUUCAAGAGUCCCAAAGAGUUUUCAAUGAAACAUCCAAAAGAAGUCAAUUCGCUUGGACGGCGCUGAUCUCUGGCUAUGCACAACACGGAGACUACGAUUCAGUGAUGAAGCUAUUUGAAGAGAUGGAGAAGGAAAAGAUAAAGCCUGAUGCAGUUAUCUUCUUAUCUGUCCUAGUGGCAUGUAGCAGGAACAGGAUGGUCGACAUGGGUCGUAGAUUUUUUGAUAUGAUGAUCAAAGAUCAUAUGAUUGAGCCAGCAGGAGAGCACUACUCUUGUAUGGUUGAUUUGUUGGGCCGUGCAGGGCGAUUGGAAGAGGCGGAGGAAAUGCUAGCGCGCAUACCGGGAGAGCCGGGGAUAUCUGCAUUACAAAGCUUGCUUGGAGCAUGUCGGAUACACGGGAAUGUGGAGAUGGCAGAGAGAAUGGCCAAUGCUUUGAUGAAGAAGAAGCCAUUGGAAUCAGGAUCAUAUGUGUUGAUGUCAAAUCUGUAUGCUCAGAAGGGAGAUUGGGAAAAAGUUGCUGAAAUGAGGAAGGGAAUGAGAGAAAGAGGAGUGAAGAAAGAGAUUGGAUUCAGUUGGGUAGAUGUUGGUAACUUUGGUGCUUCUAAUUUAUACUUACAUGGCUUUUCAUCAGGGGAUGUUUCUCAUCCACAAUCAGAGGAGAUAUGUAGAAUGGCAGAAUAUAUGGGAGCAGAAAUGAAGUUUCAAAAAGAUAGAGAGAGAGAGAGGCAGACCCAUGUGAUUGAUCAAUUAAUUGUAUCAGAUUUAGUUUUACUUGAUGGAUGAUAAAAUA